CUUCAAUCUGCAUAGAAAAAACACGACUCCCUCAGAACCUUACGCGUACCGAAAUGAGUGAAAAUAUUAAAUAUUUGGCUGCAGAGAUACAUUCGGGUUGUGAUAGUGAUUUUGAAAUAAUAAACACCUCAGAUAGCGAAGGAGAGAACGGGGCUGGUUACCAGAGAUUAAAGGCUAAAGCCGGGUCAGCAUUGGAGCUGAAAAGUGAUGAAGGGAAGGCACUGGAUUGCGAGGACCAAGAACUUGGUUCCAUACUCCAAAACAGUAAAUCAGACAAACUAAUUCUGAGCCUUUCUCAAGAACAAAUCUAUCUUCUAACGAAUACAACAAAUAGCAGGAGUGAAUCCUUGGAGACAGUCAGAAAAUCCAGAUCCUCCACAUUCUCCAAUGCAUUUAGUGUGGUACCAAUAAAAAUACAAGAAAACCCGGGUCCUAGCCAAAAACCUCAUUUACCAGAGAUUGUGCUAACUUCAUUUGAAAACAGCCCGAAGGAUCGCAAUGUUCGAUUGCAAGUCAGUGAUCGGAUUGAUAACCCUGAAAGAUUGUUUGAAAAGAAUUUGGCUGGUCCAUCUGAGUCUGAGAGAAAGGUUAGUUACGAGCCUAACCAGCCUCUUGGCAAUGGAUUAUUCAGAGCUGAGAGGGAUUUGGUGACUCCAAUAAAGCCAUUGGAAUUAAACAAGCCUUCCACAUAUCGGGGUUCACCAUUUGAUAUCGGCGUCCAUCGAUCAAGUGAAUCUGGACUAGGCAUCUGUCAAAGUGAUUUGGAUCAUGAUAAUCAUGAUCAACACGGAUAUGGUGAUUCGAUUCCAAGUGACUUAAGAUGUCGAAUAUGCGAUAAUGUUUUCAAGGAUCCUAGGACGCUUAAUUGUUUGCAUUCGUUCUGUUUGCAGUGCUUGAUAAACGAAAAUUUUGGACAGGACUCAUCGAUUCCUUUUUGGUCCGGUCCAGAAGGAAUAAACUAUGAAUGGAAGGGAAACUCUGACACAUAUCCGACAUCAAACUCCAGCUCCAAUCAAGGCUCCGACUCUCCAACACCCCUGAGAUCCGAUAGUCGAUCGUCUACAGGAAGCAGUAAGAAAACUGAGAAAAGUUCAAAAUCGGCAAAGAAAACCAUUCGAAGCGAUUCGGCAGCCGUAAGCCGAUCUGAUGCUGUUGAGAAACUGAAAACUUUAAUCUGCUUAAUUUGCAAGUACUGUACAGAGAUGCCUCUGGGUGGUAUCAUCCAGCUUCCACAGAAUUAUAUCUUAGUCCGGAAAAUCGAGAACUACUUUGUUUCGGUUAGAGAAAAUGGGAUUGCGAGCAUGUGGUGCAAUUUAUGCUGCGAUGCCGUCACGGCAACACAUCAUUGCAUGACAUGCUCCAUUAAUCUAUGUGGGUUCUGUAAGGAAGCACACGAACGGCAGAGAUCCACCGCUCACCAUAAUAUCAGUAGCAUGCUGGAGCUCCAGAAAUCCAAAGAGAUGAACAAAGGCUACUCAAAUAGUCUAAAACCAAACCUGAAGUGUUCCAUGCAUCCUGGCUUCGAAAUGAAACUGUUCUGUUUGACCUGUCAGCAAAUAAUCUGCUCCGACUGCAAUAUCCUUCUCCAUAAAGGACACAAAGUCGACACUGUACGAAAAGUGAUUAAAACAUACCAAAAGUUGCUGAAGGAAUCUACUGAUAAAGCUAAACCAAUUUGUGAAUACGCCAAUCAUUCUAUUUCAAAACUUGCAACGAUAUCAAAGAAAAUCAAUGAGAAAUGCGAUCAAGUGCAACAGGAAGUGGAACUGCAUAUGGCAGCAUAUUUCGAAGCGUUAGAGGUUCAUCGAAAUACUUUAUUGCAACAGAUUGCUCGUGCCCGGGAGACGAAGAUGCAAAUGAUAUUAGAGCAACAAUUUGACUUGGAAAAACGUUCUUCACAUGCGAAAGCUGUUGUUGAAUUUAGCGAGGAGCUGAUUUCCAUCGGAAGUGAUGCAGAAAUCUUAUCUUUCGUCAACGUACUUUUGAAAAGAUUUGAUUUUUGUUACAAAUAUAAACCGUUGUUGGAUUCAAAGAUUUCAGAUACUUUGCACUUUUUACCAGAAGUGAGAGCUCCAUCAACGAAGGCCCAAAAUAAUAUUCCAAUGUAUGGAAUAAUAACUACGCAAACGGUUGAACCCAGUUAUUGUACAUUGGAAACGGAAGGAUAUGACCAGUUACGAGUCCACAGAAAAGCGGAACUUGUGAUUUUAUCUCGGGACAAUGAUGGAAUGCCUCUAUGCCACGGUGGACUUACAAUAACUGCAAUUUUGAAAUAUAAAGAUUCAUCCGCCAGACCACUACCCUUCCAAAUAAGCGAUCGAAGAGAUGGUUCCUAUGUAAUAUCAUUUACUCCGGAUUCAACUGGAACUUUGGUUCUAUCGGUUACAAUAAAAAACAAACACAUCAAAGGCAGUCCAUUCACCUUAAGGGCUAAAUCCUUGCGUCCACAUACUGGUAUUUUUCAUUGCUGUGCAUUCUGCUCGAGCAAAGGAUCCAAAGCAGCAACUUGUGCUUGUGAUGGUAUAAUGCAAGGAUUCAAAGGUUGCGGUCACGGACAUGCUGGACAUCCUGGUAGAAGGCAUUGGUCAUGCUGUGCAAGUGUACUAGAGAAUUCUGAAUGUACAACGGCUAAUAAGUUGUUAAAUUAAUUGUCUAUGUUUAUACGUAACUGUGAUAUAAGGACAUGCCCUGAAAAUAAAGUGUAUCAAU
Molecule: messenger RNA, 2709 nt
Organism: Hermetia illucens (black soldier fly)
Lineage: Eukaryota; Metazoa; Arthropoda; Insecta; Diptera; Stratiomyidae
Product: tripartite motif-containing protein 45
Exons: 11
Coding region: 54-2648 (864 amino acids)
Biological process (GO): positive regulation of DNA-templated transcription
Cellular component (GO): chromatin; nucleoplasm
Molecular function (GO): zinc ion binding; protein binding; ubiquitin-protein transferase activity
Source: RefSeq, a predicted model, not a curated record